Messenger RNA from Selaginella moellendorffii, 891 nucleotides. Its product is annotated as vacuolar protein sorting-associated protein 20 homolog 2. The transcript has 7 exons. Bases 32 to 781 code for a protein of 249 amino acids. NCBI's taxonomy places the organism in Eukaryota, Viridiplantae, Streptophyta, Lycopodiopsida, Selaginellales, Selaginellaceae. Gene Ontology annotation, biological process: late endosome to vacuole transport via multivesicular body sorting pathway; vesicle budding from membrane. Gene Ontology annotation, cellular component: ESCRT III complex; multivesicular body. The record is from RefSeq and is a predicted model, not a curated record.
AGGCUAGGGUUUUUCAUCCAUCAGGCACAAAAUGGGAAAUUUGUUCGUGAAGAAGCCUCGCGUCACGGAUGUGGAUCGGGCGAUUCUCACGCUCAAGACGCAGCGGCGGCGCCUCGCGCAGUAUCAGCAGCAGGUCGAGAUUGUGAUCCAGAAGGAGCAGGAUGCCGCGCGGCAGCUGGUUCGAGAGAAGAGGAAGGAUCGAGCGUUGCUAGCUCUGAAGAAGAAGAAGGCGCAAGAAGAGCUUCUCAAGCAAGUGGAUGUUUGGCUUGUAAAUGUCGAACAACAGCUAGCAGAUAUCGAGAUCGCUGCCAAGCAAAAGGCUGUUUUUGAGAGUCUAAAAGCUGGCACCCAAGCGAUCAAAGACCUCCAAAGCGAGAUCAACAUCGAUGACGUCCAAAAGCUCAUGGAUGACACAGCGGAAGCCAAGGCUUACCAAGACGAAAUCGAUGCCGUGCUGGGACAGAAGCUCUCAACAGAAGACAACGAGGAAGUUCUAGCUGAACUUGCCGAGAUGGAAGUGAAGAUGGCUCUGGAGGACAUGCCCGCCGUUCCAGACGUCCCGAUGACGGACAGACCCGAAGCAGCGGAGCCAGCUAAAGUUCCAGUUGCCGAGCAAGCCGAGACACGAUACUCCGACAUCGAGGCAGUGAUGGGAAGCAGGCAGAAGAAACCCGUAGAGGACGACGAUGUAGAUAUGCUCGAUCUUCCAGAAGUUCCCAGCACAAUACAGAGAAGGAAAAAAGAAGCGGCCAAGGCGCGUGUGGAUCCAUUGGUAGCAUAAGAACAGUAGAUUUUAUUAGGCGGCCACUGUUCCUGGCACCAAAAGCAGCCAUUACGCGAUUGUCUGUAUUAACUUCUCUAGAUUUAGCGGCAUUUUGCCGCUUUCUUUUC